Molecule: messenger RNA, 561 nt
Organism: Arabis nemorensis
Lineage: Eukaryota; Viridiplantae; Streptophyta; Magnoliopsida; Brassicales; Brassicaceae
Source: the annotation of a GenBank genome assembly
AUGGUGACCGCGAGCCGCGAGAUGGUGAUUGCGAGCUGCGGGGAGGUGUCCGCGAGCCGCGAGGUGGUGACCGCGAGCCGCGAGGUAGUGAACACGAGCCGCGAGAUGGUGAACGCGAGCCACCGCCAGCCGCGGGGAGGUGUCCCCGAGCCGCGGGGUGGUAACCUCGAGCCUCGAGGUGAUGAUCGCGAUCUGCGAGGUGGUGACCGCGAGCAACGAGGUGAUGACCGCGAGCCACGAGGUGGUGACCGCGAGCCGCGAGGUCAUGACCAUGAGCCGCGAGAUGGUGACCGCGAGAUGGUGAUUGGGAGCCGCGGAGAGGUGUCUGCGAGUUGCGAGGUGGUGACCGUGAGCCGCAAGGUAGUGAACGCGAGCCGCAAGGUGGUGAUCGUGAGCCGCGAGAUGUUGAUUACGAGCCGCGAGAUGUUGAUUACGAGCCGCGGGGAGGUGUCUGUGAGCCACGAGGUGGUGACCGCGAGCCAUGAGGUGGUGAACGCAAGCCGCGAGGUGGUGACCCCGAGCUGCAGUGGGUUUCUUCGGACUCGUAUAUGCUUCAUUUGA